Molecule: messenger RNA, 2637 nt
Organism: Xiphophorus hellerii (green swordtail)
Lineage: Eukaryota; Metazoa; Chordata; Actinopteri; Cyprinodontiformes; Poeciliidae
Gene: hsf2bp
Product: heat shock transcription factor 2 binding protein
Exons: 9
Coding region: 543-1559 (338 amino acids)
Cellular component (GO): cytosol
Source: RefSeq, a predicted model, not a curated record
CACAACUUUCGAAGGCAUAUUUGUAAUGAACAGAAAAGAAACACUACAACUUAAAUCUACUUUGUACGUCGAAGAGGAAAAGGACGGAAAUUAUUUAAAAUCAAAAAGCUUCCAUAUCCGAGACACACUGAAUGCAUCAUAAGCCUCCGUGAACGUGUGGAGAAUCCAAAGACCCGGACUGGAGUUUUCUGGCUGUAUUUGGUCCGGCUCGGACAACUCUGGCAAAUAAUCGAUUAGGAACGUCACUGAGGUAUCAGCCGCACUUUCUUUCAUAUGUUGGCAAAUAUUAUUAUUGUUAUAUUAUUAUCUUUGAAAUAAUGAGUGAGGUCGGGCUUAUUAACUCAAGUACUUUCUCUGUUUUCUCACUUCAAUAUUUCUUACUAUUUGGUUAACAAAACUGUUAGCUAGCUAACUUGAAUGUUACUGCUACAUCUAGUUAGCCCGGUGAAUGGGCCGAUUGGCUAUUUAGACUUGAUUAUUGUAUUGUAAAAAAUAUUAACAAUAUAGGAGAACUCUGUCUUCUGUAAUCACCAGAACUGAAGAUGUCUUUAUAUGGCGGGAAAUCCGUGGAUCACAAUCACAAGGCUAAGGAUGCGUUUGUGAGAGUGCGGAAGAGGGAUUUAGAGAAAUUAACGACAGAAGUCAUGCAGCUGAGGGAGUUCCUGCCCCGAGUUCUGAACGGUGAUCUGACUGAAAUGCUUCACAAAGCCCGGAGAGCAGAGACAAAGAAGGAACACCUGGAGCAGGAACAGAAUCAGCUGAGACAGGACUGCUCACAUCUUCAGUCCCGGCUGGAGGCAGCGCACUCUGAAUGUCAGAAAGAAAGAGAGGAGAAGUUACUGUUGCGUGAGCAGCUGUGGCAGAGCGGAGCGGAGCUGCAGCAGCAGGCCGACUUCUGCUCCACCCUGGGAUCCGCAGCCUGCAGCCUCCUGUGGAGCGGCUCGUCCAGGGAGGAGACGGUGGCUAUCUGGCUGGCUGAUGGAAAGCUCCCCUCCUUCCUGAUUGUUGCUGCUCAGACUCUGGAGAGUUUCGUCAAGUCCAUGGACGACGAGAUAAAAACUCAACCCGGGGACCACAACUCUCAAGAGCACCAGUUUGUGUUGGCUCUGGUUGGGACAAUCACAAAUAUAGCAGCAGCAACAUCUGGGCGGGACUUCCUGUCCAGCUCAGGACAUGUCCUGCUGGACACGCUAAUGAAGCUGCUGCAGCUGAUGAGGCCUGCCGUCUUCCCCAAACUGAAAGUGUUGAUGCUGAUGGCUUUGUAUAAUGUGAGCAUCAGCAUUAAAGGACUGAAGUUCAUCAUUGAGAAUAAAGAUCUCAUUCCACUCAUCUGGACGCUGUUGGACGAUGAGCACUGGGAGGUGUGUCUCCACUGCCUGCGCCUCCUCCAGUCCAUGCUGCUGGAGGAGGAUGUUGUGCUGCUUCUCGGCUCCUCGUUGCUGGAUCCGGAGCUCCAGGCUCGGGUUGGCCGGCUCACCUCCAGCCUGCAGCCCAGCCUGAAGGCCACAGCUCAGCAAACCCUGGAGGACCUGCAGGCCCUCCGAGGUCUGGUUAGAUAAACCCAGAAGUGUGAACGCUGGAUUCUGCAUCUUCAGUUUGCUUGGCGUCACCCAUUGCUGUCUUUCAGUUAGAUUUGAGCUGACCUGACGGGGUCUGAAUUGAUUGAUUUUAUACUUCUAUUGCUACACUGUUAAACUGUUCUUCAUUAAUAUUCAUGGCAUGUUUAAUUGGUUUAUUAACCAUAAAGAUGAUGGUUACACUCCUCAGAGAAUUGUGUUUCUGUUGGUGUUCUGCUGUUCAGCCACCUGCAAGGAGAUACAGAUCCCAGUACUCAUCCAUCCAUUGUACUCCUACAUAUUCUUGCACCAAUACAACAUAGAAAAAUAUAAGUUAUAAUGUUAAUUUUAACUGGUGUUUAGGCAUCAGAAAUGAUGAGAAAGUUUUCAUCCUGGAUUUAUUUUGAAUGGUUGUUCUUUGGAUUUUUGAAUAUUUGAGAUGUUAAAACUGGUCACCGAUGACGUUAAAAGGAACUGUACACAGAUGUUUAAAAAAAAUAACUUCUUGCAUGCAGAGCGACUAACUAAAUUUGUUAGUCGUAAAUCUAGAAUUGCCACCUUUUUCUGACACCUGCUGUCAUUUAUGAACUACAAACACCAUAUCGUUAAAGUAUCUUUUGUCAUCUUUAGCAGAACACUUAAAGCCAGGACUUAAAUGCAUUUUCGCCAACUCCAUAUGUCGGCUCCAGCCCACUGAUGUUGAAGUAGUUACAGUUGGGCAGGUAGUCACAACCUGGUAUGGAUCAGGGUUUGCCAGCUUUACAGCCGUCCAUCUGACUAACUAAUAAUGUAAAAGAUUAGAAAACAAUCAAUAUUUACACCACAUGGUGGUAGGAGCGUCCACAACAUGUAGAACCAUCAUGUUAAAGUGAAACUCAACUACUGUAGGUCUUGAGAUAUGUUUCGCUAAACAUCGUAUCCAAGCAGUCUUUUGAGGUGGUCACUAUGGACUACAUCGAUACUGCAAUGACAGAAACUGUUGCAACCUUGUAAAGACUGGACCAAAAUUCCUCUGCAAUGAUUGAAAGGACUUGUCAAGUCUAAUAGAAAGUGUUUCCUAAUAAAGAAGGUGGUUCUAGAA